AGCAUAAAGCAUAACCCAAUACCUCAACAGCAACAAUAUGCAUCAUUCCCUGCUUUUUAUUCUUAUACCUUGUAUGUUGUUCCAUGGUCUGAUCACUUCUGAUAGAAAGAAUGCAAUUGCUACUACAAUCACAGUAGCAAUCACUUUAUUGAACAUUGCCAUCUAUUACCUAAGGUGCCUCUAUGAAGCUAACUCCACCAAAAGAAACACAACAUCAUGUUCCAAGGACCAAGCAUUUCGUCAAUUUUCACUUAAGGAGAUUCAACAAUACACCAACAAUUUUAGUCUCUUGAUUGGAAGGGGUGGAUAUGGUAAUGUGUACAAGGGCACUAUACAUGGCAGUGCAACGACUGUAGCAAUUAAACGUUUGAAGGAAGGGUCCAAGCAGGGAGAGGGGGAGUUUUGGACAGAGAUCGAAAUGCUAUCAAAGUUUCAAAAUGAACACCUUGUGUCCCUAAUAGGCUUCUGCAAUGAAGGUAAAGAGAGGGUGUUGGUUUAUGAGUACAUGCCUAAAGGAACUCUUGCAGACCAUCUCCACAAAUUUGAUAGAUUGGGGAAGAAUGAUGAUCAUCCUCUCUCUUGGGAAAAACGACUCGAGAUUUCAAUAGGUGCUGCGCGGGGAUUGCAUUACCUUCACACCUCCAAGCCUAAGGCGAUACACCGGGAUGUAAAAAGCUCAAACAUUCUGCUGGAUGAGAGUUGGGUGGCAAAGGUUUCAGAUUUUGGUUUGUCCAAAAUGGGGCCUGGAAACAAGUCGUUCACUCAUAUUAGUACAAUUGUCAAAGGAACAUUUGGCUACUUGGAUCCUGAAUACUUCACAACUUGCAGAUUGACAACAAAAUCCGACAUUUAUGCUUUUGGAGUAGUGCUGCUUGAAGUGCUCACCGGAAGGCCAGCACUGGAUGAGAGGAUUGUUGAGGAAGGGAAAAAUCUAGCCAUUUGGGCCAUAGACUACCUGAAAAAAGGAAAUGUUAAUGAUAUUGUUGACAACUGUUUGGCAGGGCAAGUCUCUCAAACUUGUUUGAAGGCAUUUGCAGAAAUUGCAGAGAGAUGUUUGGGCAGAAAGCCACACGAACGACCAAAUAUGACUGAUGUGCUAACAAAACUUGAAUCAUUGUUGGAAUUACAGCAAAAGAAGAAUAAGAAUAAGAAGAAGAAGAAGGAUAGAAAUUCCGAAAGCAAACCAGGUCAAGGGGAUCUUUUGCAUGUCCUGCCGAUAAAGCCACCAAAUACCAGAGCUUCUGCAACAAAAUAUGAAGGACUACGCCAAUUCUCCAUCACUGAAAUCCUGCAGGCCACUCGCAAUUUCAACAAGACUCGUAUUAUUGGUUUUGGGGAAGAUGAUGAGGUGUUCAUUGGAUCUUUAGAUGGUGGUAAAAGUAAUGUAGCUAUCAGAAGGGCCACCAGUUCAGUGUGUCAUGAUCGCAUGGAUCUAGAGUUGCAAUUUUACCAUUACGAUCUCCCUUUGCCCAGCCAUGCUAAUAAUGUUGUCUCUCUGAUUGGCUACUGCAAUACUGAUGAUAAACAUAAGAUCUUUGUAUAUGAUUACAUGGCAAAUGGGAGUCUGCAAGAUCAUCUCCAUAAACCUUACAAUAAUCCUCUCCCAUGGAAGCAAAGGCUUAAAAUCUGCAUUGAUGCUGCGCGUGGUUUGUGCUGCCUUCACCAUACCUUGAAGAAGAGCAUUCUCCACCAUGUAUUCAACUCAAGCAACAUUUUUCUGGAUGAGAAUUGGGUUGCUAAAGUUUCCGAUUUUGGUUGGUCUAGAAGUAAACAACACUCUGGUUGGUGUAGAGGGGUAGUUAACAGUCCUGACUGUGGAAUUCUGGAUUCAGGAGAUUUAGGUUUUAUAACACCAACAGAAAAAUCUUAUGCAUAUGCAUUUGGCUUACUGUUAAUUGAAGUGUUAUGUGCCAACAAUGAAUCGAUACUCCAGAUAACGAAGGAUGUGGAUACUAGAGCCUUCUGGUUCAAGUCACAAGGAAGAGGUAAGUCAGGUAACCAUUCAAUAUAUAUAGACCCUGACAUUGUUUGGAAAAUAUCACCAGACUGCCUUGAGAUGUUCGUUGAUACUAUAUGCAACUGUCUGCAACACGAAUUCAGAGAAAGACCGACAAUAAGUGAGAUUUUGAAAAGUCUGGAGGGUGCCCUCAAGCUGCAAGAAGCAUCAGAUGGCAAUAUGCAACUGUCUGCAACACGAAUUCAGAAAAAGACUGUCAAUAAGUGAGAUUUAGGUAUCAGAAUCCAAAAGUGAAACAGAAAUGCACCAUUCAGAAGCAAAAUUUCUUUUUCUUCCAUCCAUCUAGCCUGCAAAAUAAAUUAUAUUGUAGCUGAACAUGCUUGUUGGGUUUCUUACAUUCGUUCUAUACUUGUCCUCAUUCCAGCUUUCACAAAAGCAACUUCACAUUCUCUUCCUCUACUUCCUAUGAAUGCAUGCGGUGCUGUUUGCCAGGUUGCAGAGCCUCAGGUUAGUCGACUGUGAAAUUAGUUUUGACUUGCUAAAGGAGCUUCAGGUUCUCUGAAACUAAAAACAGAAAUUAUAUUGCUCUAGUGUAUCAAUGCCACCAUUCAGAAACAGAACUUCAUUUUCUUUCAUCCAGCCUGCAAAUUGUAGCUGAACAUGCUUGUUGCAUUCCUUACAUUCUAAACUUAUUAUGCCAUUAUUUCAUGAAAUCAAGUUCACAUUCUCUUUCCUCAGCUCCCUAUGAUUUUUUUGUCUAUUAGCAUUUUAAAUCCCAAACAUUAAUCGUCAAUAACUCGAACUUUACCAUGAAGAUAAACUCCAAUUUCCCACACAAUUUGUGCAGGCAGAACAAACACACAGCCACUUAGCGUGAAUUAUUGUUAGAAAGAGACAUAAGAAAACAAAAAAUAUAGCGUGAAUUGCUCGCUAUCCGUACCUGUGACAGAUGCGAGGCAUUGUCUUCUUCCAGAAAAUCCGAAAACGGCUGCCCUAAGAAGUCCGUCAAGUUAGUGCUGGACGAUACAGACAGCGAAGGACAUGUUCAGUGGUCAGCAAUACACUUCAUACUUGCAGCUAGCCUUAUCCUGGCAAAAUAUUUAAAUAAAUCACAGAGGAUUGAAGAGAAAUCAUAACGAACACAGCAAAAAUUAAAGAUGAGAAGAGAAGUAUAUCAGAGGAGUCUCCUUCUUCAGGUAUUCUUCACAUUCUCUGUGAUAAUAAUGACAAAUAUGGUGGUAGCUGAAGGUGCGAGUGCCGCUAACCUCCGCAUCGUUAGCAACGCUUCUUCUCUCAUCGCCGAUUACAUGGAAGUGGACGGCGGCGAAGAAUCCUCGACGGAUUGGGGAAUCGGCAGAAUGCUUCUUCCUAAUAAUGACCCGACAACGGGCCAUAUUGUCUAUCACGUGGAAAA
This is a messenger RNA of Ipomoea triloba (trilobed morning glory), 3371 nucleotides long. RefSeq names its product wall-associated receptor kinase 1-like. The coding region runs from base 38 to 2224 and encodes 728 amino acids. Gene Ontology annotation, biological process: protein autophosphorylation. The record is from RefSeq and is a predicted model, not a curated record. The transcript has 2 exons. Gene Ontology annotation, cellular component: plasma membrane; plasmodesma. Gene Ontology annotation, molecular function: transmembrane receptor protein tyrosine kinase activity; ATP binding. NCBI's taxonomy places the organism in Eukaryota, Viridiplantae, Streptophyta, Magnoliopsida, Solanales, Convolvulaceae.